AUGAGUCAGCCGAACAUUACCCUCUACACGGCCCAGACCCCCAAUGGGAUCAAGAUCUCCAUUGCCCUGGAAGAGUUAUCACUACCAUACAAUGUAGAGAAAAUUGACAUGACAAAGAGUGUUCAGAAGGAGGAGUGGUUCCUCAAAAUCAACCCAAACGGCCGCAUCCCAGCUCUCACUGAUACCUUCAGUGAUGGCCAACAGAUUAAUUUGUUUGAGUCGGGCAGCAUCCUGCAGUAUCUCGCAGAUCAAUAUGACCCAGAUCACAAAAUCUCCUUCCCCAAGGGAUCCCGGGAGUACUACGAGGUGAACAACUGGCUCUUCUUCCAGAAUGCAGGCGUCGGUCCCAUGCAGGGCCAGGCAAACCACUUCUCUCGGUAUGCGCCCGAGCGUAUUGAGUACGGUGUCAACCGUUACGUCAAUGAAACACGCCGACUGUAUGGUGUCCUUGACAAGCACCUGGCACAGUCUAAGUCCGGGUACUUGGUUGGUGACCAUAUCUCCAUAGCCGAUAUCUCGCACUGGGGCUGGGUGGCAUCUGCUGGUUGGGCUGGUAUCGAUAUCGAUGAGUUUCCUAACCUAAAGGCGUGGGAGGAGCUUUUGGCUCAGCGACCCGGUAUUAAGAAGGGCCGUGAUGUCCCAUCACCUCACAAUGUCAAGGAACUGAUCAAAGACAAGGACACUGCGAAGAAGUUUGCAGCUGAAGGUCAGAAAUGGGUACAAGCAGGAAUGAAGGAGGACUCGAAGAACUAG
Messenger RNA from Penicillium taxi, 753 nucleotides. Its product is annotated as glutathione S-transferase family protein. The record is from RefSeq and is a predicted model, not a curated record. NCBI's taxonomy places the organism in Eukaryota, Fungi, Ascomycota, Eurotiomycetes, Eurotiales, Aspergillaceae. The transcript is spliced from 3 exons. Bases 1 to 753 code for a protein of 250 amino acids.